Molecule: messenger RNA, 702 nt
Organism: Olea europaea var. sylvestris
Lineage: Eukaryota; Viridiplantae; Streptophyta; Magnoliopsida; Lamiales; Oleaceae
Product: probable LRR receptor-like serine/threonine-protein kinase At2g28960
Exons: 2
Coding region: 196-459 (87 amino acids)
Source: RefSeq, a predicted model, not a curated record
AGACAAUUUUCGGAAAAAAGUGAUGUCUACAGUUUUGGGAUAUUCCUUUUGGAAUUAGUAAGUGGGCAGGAAGCAAGAGACUUGCUUUCUUCGGACAUCAAUCAAAACCUUGUUGAAUGGGUAUCUAGUUGUUUCUCACACAAUGUUAUUUCAUAUCUAUACAUCGUUGGACAUUUGAUCACGACAUAUACGCUGAUGCAAAAUCUUCAGGAAUCUGGCAGUAUUUCUACCAUCAUUGAUCAGAGAUUGGGAAAUAGCUUUACUACAAAAGGCAUGGAAGAGUUCUUACAGUUAAUAAUGCAUUGUGUAUUCCCUUCAAGUGAGAAGCGUCCCAAAAUGAGCUAUGCAGUAACGGAACUGGAUCGUAUACUUGAGAAAGAAAUGAGCUUGACAACAAUUAUGGGAGAAGGAACGCCUGUUGUGACCCUUGGAAGCCAGCUUUUUAGGGCUUCAAAAUGAUAAGAAAUGGGAAUCACAGCUUUGUAUAAUUUACUUUCUUGGCAUUUUUUGUUAUUUGUAUAAAGAGCAGCUGGAUGAUUUUUACCUCAUAGUUCUUCUUUGUAUACUAAAGUAUAGUUAACGGUACAGUGAAGGUUGAGUGGGGAUUGGCACUAUUGGGCUGGUGAUAUAAUUUUUUUUUAAUUUUUCUGUACAAUUCAUGUUAAGAAAUGUACAAGAGAUUUAUUUGCUUCCUUGGGUUAA